Messenger RNA from Cucurbita maxima (winter squash), 1198 nucleotides. RefSeq lists its product as uncharacterized. The transcript has 2 exons. Bases 231 to 878 code for a protein of 215 amino acids. NCBI's taxonomy places the organism in Eukaryota, Viridiplantae, Streptophyta, Magnoliopsida, Cucurbitales, Cucurbitaceae. The record is from RefSeq and is a predicted model, not a curated record.
CAACUGAAUAUAAUAAUAUAUAAAAAGUCAACAAUUCGACCGUUGGAGUCUAAAGAAAUAUAUCCGUUGGAAAACCACAUUCAUCACCACCCAUCAGGCGUUAUUCAACAAACAACCCUUUUAAGUAGAGAGUUCAUUCCCGUUUCGCUUCUGCUUCCUUCACCGCUCCUACAAAAUUCCUAUCCCCAUUUUCUUCCAUUACAACUCAAACCAGAAAGAAAAGACUUACCAUGGCGACCGAAACGAAAGAUUCUGGCGCCGCCACGCACAUAGUCGAAAUCCCAGCAGAGAAUCAGAACAUUAUGAUCUCUGUAAUAGAACAACACCCAUUGAGACAAAUCUCCGAAAGCUCCGGCCAUUUAUUGCUUUUAAAGCUCUGGCAACGAGAGGAGCAUCUGUUCGGCCUACGAAUCGGGCGGCGAGAGACCAAACUGGAGUCUCUAAAGCAACAGAUCUUCCAACUCUGCUGCUACUUUUUCCUGUUCCAUGCCCUGUCUCUGACUCUCUUGUUCACUUCGUCCGAUCCCAAUGUGUGCCACAAAUGGUGGGUUCCGGGAGUGGCAAUGGGGGCGACGUCGGGCGUGUUUGUGAUCGUGGUGCAGCUGAAAUUGUGGCUGUAUUGGAAGGCAUCAGCGCAGCUGCAAAGGGAGAAGAGUGAGAACAGAGCACUUACAAGGAUUGUUCAAGAGCUGAGGAUGAAAGGGUCGUGUUUUAAUUUGUCCAAAGAGCCUCAAAUUGGGCAUAGGAUGAAGAGCUCUAGUGUGGAGAUUAAAUGGGGGCCUCUUACUUGGUUGUCAAGGAAUUUCGUCACCAUUUUUCUUCUGUGCUUUUCUGGCAUUGUUUUUGGUGCUUCCAAGUUCAUACUCUGUGGCCUUUAAAGUAUAGGUAAUUUGAAGUUGCAGAGAUAAAAUUGCUGCAUCUUCCAGGUUGGUGAAGCAGCUGUGUUGAUGUAGCAACAAGAAUAGUGUUGUGUUUGAAGAAAAUUAUAAGCAACACUGCUUGUGGUGCACAUUGUUUUGUUUUGUUGUAGGCAUGAUUAGGAACUUGGCCAUAUUUAGUAACUUUUGUGUCUACUUAUUCAUAAUGUUCUUUGGAAAAGCUCCCAUUUAUAAUUAGUAGUUUCGGGUUAGUAUCUGUAAUUCUUAGCAUCAUCAAUAGAAAGAUCUUAAAUUGACAUAUAGAUACAAUUUUACCCAAG